AUGUUGACGGUUGCCACUGCAAUUCUUUCUUUUGUUGUCAGAUACGGCAGAACCUAUCACACCAAAGAAACGUCAUCACCAUAUUUAAAUGUUAACAAGUGCGUCCUCUGCCAAGCCUUCAUUUUCUUACGCUCGCAUAAAGGCAAGAAAGAAGCAAAGAGAAAAGAAAGUGGCAAACAAAGGCCGCAACACCGACGUAAACAAUUUGGAAGCAUGCGCGGAAAGAAAGUAGGCCACAGACGAUGCUUGCAACGAAAAGAGAAGACUUCUUUUUGUUUUUCUUGUACAAAUUUCUUUUUCUUUCUUUCUUUCUUUCUUUCUUUCUUUCUUUCUUUGGUCUUUGUUAUAUUUUCACAUUCACAUCGUACGAUCUUUCUUUCUUUCUAUUUCUUUCAUUUUUCUUAUUCACUCUCUCUCUCUCUCACUUUCUCUUUUCAUUUCCUUUUUUCCUUUCUGUCUCUUCCACUUUUUAUUGCUGUUUCUAGCUUUCUCCCGCUUUCUUUCCCUUUUAUUCAUUCUCGCUCGUUCUUUCUUCCUUUCUUUCUUUCUUUCUUUCUUUCUUUCUUUUUUCUUUUCUUUUUCUCUCUCUUUAUUUCUGUUAAUCUUCCUUUUUCUCUUUCUUUCCGUCUCUUCAUUUCGCUUUCUAUCUGUUUCACUUCUUCACUCAUUUUCCUUUUCUCUCCGUUCUUUCCCUCUCUCUGUCUCUUCCUUUCUCUUCCCUUUUCUCUUUUUCACUAUUUCUUUCUCUUUCAUUCUCUCUCUGUUUCUUACCUUUUCAGUUCAUCUUUUUCUUUUUCUUCCCGUCUCUUCUAUUUCCACUUUCUGUCUUUUCAUUUUCUCUCUCACAAUUUCCCUUUCUCUCUGCCUCUUUCUUUCUUUCUUUCUUUCUUUCUUUCUUUCUUUCUUUCUUUCUUUCUUUCUUUCUUUUCCCUUCUCUCAAUUUUCUCUACCUUUCUAUCUUCCUAUCUAUAUUUCUCUUUCCUGUUCUCCCUCUCUCUUUCUCCCUCUCUCUUACCCUCUCUCUCUUUACAUCUUCAUAGAUGCUCGGGGACUUUUACUCUCUUUUUAUUUGCCUUUUUAUUCUAUCUUUUCUUUUUAUUCUCUCAUUACCUCUUUAUUCGCUCUUUCCUUUUAUUCUCUCUUUCCUUUUUGUUCUUUUCUUUUCUUUUUUUAUUCUCGUUUUCCAUUCUAAUUCUCUUUUUCGUUUUUAUUCUCUCUUUCUUUUUUAUUCUCUUUCCUUUUUAUUCUUUCUUUCCUUUUUUAUUUUGUCUUUCCUUUUUAUUCUCUCUUUCUUUUUUAUUAUUUAUUUCAUUUUUAUUCUCUUUCCUUUUUUAUUCUCUCUUUUCUUUUUUAUUCUCUCUUUCCAUUUUCUCUUUCUUUCUGAAUGUCUCUUUUUAUUUAUUUGUUCUAUGUGGGAUAACAACGACUAACUCUACAUUUUUCCAUUUCUUUCGGUUCUCUUCUCUUUUGUCAGACACUUUUAUAUUGAAUAACAACAAUCGAAUCUCAUUUUUAAUUUCUCUUCUCUCUCACUCACUCUUAGCAAUAUAUGAGAGAACAUCAACUUCUUCGGAAACUUUCUAUUUCUCUCUCUUUCUCUCUUUCAUUUUUUCAUUUUCUCUCUCUCUCUCUCUCUCAUUUACUCGGGAAGAAAAUAUUAUCUAUCUAUCUAUCUAUCUAUCUAUCUAUCUAUCUAUCUAUCUUCGAUCAUAA
Molecule: messenger RNA, 1713 nt
Organism: Acanthosepion pharaonis
Lineage: Eukaryota; Metazoa; Mollusca; Cephalopoda; Sepiida; Sepiidae
Source: the annotation of a GenBank genome assembly